ACUUGUAUCACUUCAUCCCUCUCUAGCGCGCGCGCGCACACACACAAAUAUAUAUAUAUAUAUAUAUAUAUAUAUAUAUAUAUAUAUAUAUAUAUAUUACUGAAAAAAAUGAAGACCUUUAAUCUCCUCUCUUUUCUCUUUGUUUCACACUUUGUUUUGGGUGGUUCUUAUGAUACUCUCCAAUUGGUUCAAGAUCGUUAUCACCAUCUCCAAUUGGUUCAUCUAUGGCCGCCGACAUACUGCAGAGGUAAAGUGUCCUGCAGACGUCCAUGGCCAAAAGACAAAUUUACGUUACAUGGGCUAUGGCCAGCUAAUGAGAGUGGUUACGGACUUACAUGUGACCAUGGACCUGAAUAUUUGGAUGAUGUGUUUGGGAAAUUGGAGAGCCGUCUCAAAAGAUUUUGGCCGUCUAUCACUAGAAGGCCCAACGAGGCUUUUUGGCAACAUGAGUGGGAUAAGCACAGGAGAUGUUUCUUGCCAAAUUCCAAUUUCAGAGUCGGAGCCGCUGACGAGGACCACAUAACAACAUGUCGGGCUAGGGACGCCAGCCCUAUAGCUUUUGACCAGUAUAAAUAUUUUCAACACACUGCAGCCACACUUGACGUAGCUCACCCAUAUAUCACACAAAAAAUGAGAACCUUUUAUUUGUUCGCCCUUCUCCUUGUCCCCCCCCUCCUUGUUUCACAAUAUAUUUUCCCCCUUUUUUAUGAUCGUCUCCGAACACGUUCGCAGAUGCAAUCUGUUUCGGAAUUUGAUGACAGUAUUUCUUAUGAUCAUCUCCAAACACGUCCGCGUAUGUCUGUUUUAGAUUCUGUUGGCAUUAACGUUCCUUAUCAUCAUCUCCAAAUGGUUCAACAAUGGCCACAAACGUUCUGCAUGACAGAGUCUGUUAAGAAAUGUAAUAAGACAUGUAUAGAAGAAUUGACACACAACUUCACACUACAUGGUAUAUGGCCAGCUUAUUCAAACGGUACCACUAUCAAUGCGACAAAGGAAAACUGCACAGGAUCUAAAGAUGUGAAAGAUGUUUGGGGUUUGAAAGGUCUCCACAAGGCUUGGCCGUCUAUCGUUUGUAAUUUUUCAGACAAGAAAUUUUGGCAACAUGAAUGGGACGCACACGGGAUUUGUUCAUUGUCAAUUCUCAAGAAGGCGGUAAACUAUUUCGAAGUGGCAAUAGAUCAGACCAACAAAACCAAUGUUCUCAGCUACCUCCAAGCUAAGAACAUAACUCCCAGCAACAAAACUUACAACAAGGCAGACAUCCAGAAUGCUGUUCAAAAGCGACUUGGCGCCAAUAUUACUAAUGUUUAUGUGUCAUGCAGAACUGACAGCAAGAAUCGUACCUUACUCUUUGAGAUAUAUAUGUGUCUCAAUGCUAACGGGACAAAAUUUAUUUCAUGCCCAACAAAUAAAGCUAAGAAGGGGUGUGGUAAUGAGAUCAUAUUCCCGCCACGAGUACUUUGAAAGAUUAAUAUUUUUGUGAUGAAUAAAUUCUGUGCACGUUAUGUCAUAAUGCACCAAUUGUUAAUAUAUAAGUCAUAUAUCUAGAUUUAUUUUCCACAAGAAGAAGUUUGUCUUGAUUGACUAAAAUGUCUUCCAUAGUUGAAAUUGUUCUGGUCCUAGAAGGUUGCCGGAAAUAUACGGACUUACAGAGGCUCUAUGGGGGCAUGUCAUUUUUUAAGAAGACUGAAUUAAGUUUUGCACUUCUACCUGGAUAGAGAAAGAAAACAACAAAAAGGGGUUUGUUAGAAGAUGUACUCCGUAUGAAUUACAGUUGAAAAAUGAUAGCCCAACCAAUUUCGUGUGGGGCUGACAAUAAAUGAGGGGCCUGCGAACCAUUUAAUUCAUUCAAUGAGAAUGAAUCAUGUCAAUUUGUUGGAAGUAAAUUUUAUAAGUAUUAAUGUGAUACAAAUUUCACCAAAUGGUA
Molecule: messenger RNA, 1927 nt
Organism: Cornus florida
Lineage: Eukaryota; Viridiplantae; Streptophyta; Magnoliopsida; Cornales; Cornaceae
Exons: 4
Coding region: 109-1464 (451 amino acids)
Molecular function (GO): ribonuclease T2 activity; RNA binding
Source: RefSeq, a predicted model, not a curated record